AUGCAGCCCUCGCGCCGCGCCCCGGCGCUGCCGCCGCUCCUGCUUCUGGCCGCCGGGACCUGGUGCCUCUGCCUCGCCUCCUCAGAGGAGCCCACCGCCGACGGCCUCACUUCCACCUCCCUGCUGGAGCUGGCCGUGAUGUCCCACCUGGAGGCCCUGAAUUCCCAGGAACAGCCCAGCCCCGAGGCCCCGGAGGGCGAGCUCGGCCCCGGCACCCUGCACGCCGCCCCGGGAUCCGGCUUUGCCAGCGAGGAGAACGAGGAGUCCAAGAUCCUGCAGCCCCCGCAGUACUUCUGGGAGGACGGGGGCGAGCUCAACGACUCCAGCUUGGACUUGGGACCCGCAACAGACUACAGCUUCCCAGUUUCCUCUCCGAAGGCCUUGCCUAAAGGGAAUGGGACGCAGGUGAAAGACGCCUGGGAAACGGCCACCUUGCAGCCACCGGCAGAGCCAGCCGAGCUGGAGUCGCGCACGCUGUUCUCCAGCACGCUGGAGGAGGACGAGGGGCUGCUCCCCAUAGACCACUUGAAAGGCCCCGAGCUCCUGCAGCCCUCCGAGCCAAAGGACACGUCACCUGAGCCAGCGAGCCAAGAGGAGUCCUUGUUCUCCGACCUGUUUUCCACGUCCUCUGUAAGAGCAGCUGUGGUGACCGAGGCAGCCGUGGGAAUUCAGGACGAGGACACUGCUCCUCUGGGCUCAGACCUUGGGAGCAGCAUGGGGCCAGGCGUUCUGCCCAUGUCAUCUGUUUUCUCUGCUACUUCUGCUGCGAGGUCCCCUGGUGUUUCAGAAGAGCCCUUUGAGGUGACAACUGGGGACAUGUGGGCUGUCGAGGGAGCAGAUUUGGAGCCAACUGUGACCACCUCAAGAACGGAGCUCACAGAGCCUUCAGUGGAGCCUGGUGGGGAAGAACAUUUGUCCAGAGAGGAGUUCCCAGAGACCACGGUGGGGUGGGAGAUGCUAGAGCCCACGGAGCUACCUGAAACGGAGCAGACGCUGGAAACACCUGUGGGCACCCCCUCUCCCAGCAGCAGCUCCUUGGACACCCAGACAUUUUCUGGUGGCGACCAGUACCCCAGUUUCUCCACAGCAACGUGGGUCACGUCUGAGGAGCCAGCCCUGGAUCUUGCCUGGAACGACACAGAGUUGGCCACGGAGAUGGUGGCAGGGGAGAGGAGCUUGUCCCCGCAGCCCGGGGACGCCCGCAUGGCUGUGCUGCCCACAGAAAUGCCCUGGAAUUCACCACAGGUAAUCUGCAAAGACUGGAGCAACCUUGCAGGGAAAAACUACAUCAUCCUGAAUAUGUCGGAUAACAUUGACUGUGAGGAGUUUCGGCUGGAGAGGGGCCCCCAGCUGCUGGCGCUGGUGGAGGAUGCCUUCUCCAGGCAGAUGGACGGGUUGCAGGAGCGCUGGCUGAUCUCGCUGAGCAAGCCCAAUGAGAACGACAAGCACCUGCUGAUGACGCUGGCGGGGGAGCAGGGUGUCAUCCCUACAAAAGAUGUUCUCAUGGCACUGGGGGAUGUUAAGAGGAGCUUAGCUGAGAUUGGCAUCCAGAACUACUCAACCACCACAAGCUGCCAGUCGCACCCCAACCAGCCACGCAGCGAUUAUGGGAAACUCUUUGUGGUGCUGGUGAUCAUCGGCUCCAUCUGUGCCAUCAUCAUUGUCAUGGGGCUCAUCUACAACUGUUGGCAGAGACGCUUGCCCAAGAUGAAGAACAUGUCGCACGGCGAGGAGCUGCGCUUUGUUGAGAACGGCUGCCACGACAACCCCACCUUGGAUGUGGCCAGCGACAGCCAGUCGGAAAUGCAGGAGAAGAAGCCAAGCGUGAACGGUGGAAACACCAUCAACGGCCCCGACAGCUGGGAUGUCCUCAUCAAUAAGCAGGCGAGCGAGGAGGUGGAUGUGUUCGAGGAAGACACGCAUCUUUAAGAAAGCAAAGCGAGAGCCACCUCUUUAAAUACAUUUGUGUCUCUUCUAUUUUGACUUACGAACCGUGGGAGCAGGGUGGCUGCUCAGGAACUUCUUAAAGGCUUGGGACAGGCCAAGGCUUGAGCUUGUUUUCAUGCUGCAAGUCCUGAGUCCACGCGAGAGGCUUGGAGCCUGAAGGAUCACUGAGGAGGGAAGUGGGAGGGGUGGGGGUGUAGGUCUGUGUGUGUGUUCCUAUCAGUAGCACCAACGCUUUCAUCACCUUUAAAAUGCACUUACUGUAGCUCUCUGGUAGUGGCUGAGAGCGGCUGGGCUUGGGAAACAAGGCGGCGAGGCUGUGUCACGAGGAACCUGGCUUUGGGGAGAAAAUUCACUUUGGGAGUCCGGCUGGGGUUACGGCAGCCAGGCUCUGACCUUGAGCUGAGAUGGUGAUCUGUCCCUGCAAAACCCGUGUCCCGCUCUGCAUGUGGGCAGCCAAGCCUCAGCAGAUACCCUGGGCAGAGAGUUUGAGUUCCACGUGUGCAGAGAGGUUUUCUAGUGCUCUAGCAUUAGCUGCCAACUGGAUGGGCUGAUGUUUACAUCUGGGGAAAGCAUCCCCAUGUGAUCUCUUUUUUUUCCCCCCUUCUCACCCCCCAAAGCCCCCCACCCCUUCUCCAGUCCCACAGCUCCAAGCUGAGCUUGCAGAGUUUGAGCACUUUAACCUGUCCCGGUCUGCUUGGCUGACUGCAGAGAAUUUGGUGCCAUGGUGCAGCAUCUUAGCUGGAAAUCUGCUUUAGGCUGGAGAAUUGCUCAAAAGGGACUUCUUACCUGCCUCCUUCACCUAACAGCCUGUGGAAUCAGCAGCAAAGUACCCCUUGUUUGUGUCUUAGUUUUAGAUCGGCGGGCCCUUCCCACUCCUAUUGCAUUUUCCAAGGUAGUUUCAUUUCAGUUAGUCUUUUGAGGUGAAUGUACAGCCUACACGAGCUUUCUAAACCGGAAGAAAAGCAAAAUUUGAGAAACUCAGAAAAGUUUUCUGGUCCUUGUUUCCAUUUCGGGAACCUGCCUUAGGCAGAAGUGUUUAAUGUCACAUUGGUGUAAAUCAUGGGUUACAUCUUUAAAAUUGCUGCAUUUAAACAAGCGUAGAAGAGAGUUUAGGUGUGAUCAGAAUCAGAUCUAAGAGCUCCCCAAUGGCUGUUUUUCAGCCAUGCCUCGGGCAACUUUGAGGCCCCAGCUCCCUGAGGAUGUGUGAUAAAAGGCACGUGAAUACGCAUAAUUGUGCUCUGAGCCCUGCCUAAACUGAGACUCAGAACUACUCUCAAGCCUGAAAUCCCAGGACAUUUGUUUCUUCUGUCACGGAGGGAUUGAGAGGCUCGCUUAGGUCAAAGGCAACAGUAUUCCCUUCCGUUUAUGAUCAGCUGCUUGCUUGCUUUCUGCAAGAUGCAGCCUUGUCUUUGGUCUUGAAGGGAAUCUUUGUACAGAAGUACCCCGGAUACGUGGCCUGAUGCUUAGCCUGUAAAUCUAUCCCUGUAUGUACAGAUAUUUUUAGCAUGCUCAUCCCUGAUGUGAGUGCCUACCAUCGAGAAACAGAAGAGUCUGUAGUUUCAUUUUGCAUAGCGCUUUGCAUACAGACUGAACUGCAGAUUAUUUCUAUGUAGGACCAUAUCGAUAUCAGUCUACUAUGGAUUCAAAGUGAUAGCCUUUGGUUUUUCUAUCCAGAUUCCAAUUUUGAGUGUUUCCGUCUGCCUCCAUAGCUUUCCCUGCGUUAUAUAGGAGAUAUAUCCCUCGGAUCUUGUUUUAUCUGUCGGUGGAGCUGCAGAGCCGCCCAAGAGCUCCCUGUCCUGCUGCAACAGGUGAUGGGGCUGACUGGUGUGGGGGGGGACAAGGCAGCAAUGCUCCCAGUGCCCUUCAGCACCAGCACUCUGCCCGACCUGGCUCUGCAGUGAACCCAUGCGGUUCAGGAGCUGCCUUGAUGGGGCUUCGGGGCUCCCAGAAUUAAAUGUAAGUGGUUGUUCUGACACGGUGAGUAAUUUAAGGCAUGGGGUUACAUUUUGAGUUUGUAUAGCACUUAGCAUAGGCCUGGUAUGGCUGGGGCCUUUAGACAGUUUCACCAUAUAAAUGUUUAUAAGUCAAGUAAUCCACAUGAAAUACACUUUUAAUACUUGGUGGCUAUUAAGAUAGAUAAAGCCACCAAUCAACUGUGAAUUAGUUCACCCCCAAAACACUUCCUUGGUGCACUUCAUUGCUAAGAGCUGCUUUGCUGCCCUCUUUUCUCUCCGCUUUACCAAUUCAGAGAAACACCGAGGUGCUGCUAGUGCUUCCUGUGUCGCAGUUGGGCUCAGCACCUCCUGAUCUGAAGUCUUCAAACUUUAAAUAGGCUAAGGUGGCCAUCCAGGCUCCUUAAAAUGCAGUGCUGCCUCUUGAAGCUGUCAACUAGCAACUCCUGGUCUGCUGCUCUGGCUUACUCGGGCCCGAUCGUAUUCCAGAGACUGAAGUGCUUUCUUCUGAAGCUGGAGCACUCCAGGGUGUCUUCAGAGUGCCCAAGGGUGACUGUCACCAAGCUGAGAACAGUAUUCUGAUGUCUCGGACAUGGUACGCUUGGCUGUAUAAUCUCAGUUUAGCUCCAGGAAUCUACUGGUUAAGAGCAUUUCAUUUUAAUAUGGAGAUACUUUUUAUACCUUUUCCAU
Messenger RNA from Nothoprocta perdicaria, 4589 nucleotides. It is a transcript of the gene PODXL2, whose product is annotated as podocalyxin like 2. The transcript has 8 exons. Bases 1 to 1929 code for a protein of 642 amino acids. The record is from RefSeq and is a predicted model, not a curated record. NCBI's taxonomy places the organism in Eukaryota, Metazoa, Chordata, Aves, Tinamiformes, Tinamidae.